AUGAGCUCAAAGAUGUUUACCUCUGGUGCCGACAUUGCAAGUUCCCUCUCCCACCACAUAAAGGAUCCAUCACAAAAGGCCCAUUCGCCAGAACAGACAGUACCACAAUUCAACGGACUGGAACUUGUAUCAGAGACUGACCUAUCGUUCGGAUCCAUUCUGAAAGGCACUGCGGUGAAACCAUUGACAGUCUUUGAGAGAAAGGCGGCACUGAUCAAUGCUGAAUUUGACAAGUUUGGACUCGGUCGCUAUCAGAUCUGCAUCUGGUUUCUUUGCGGGUUCGGCUAUUUCCUUGACCUUGCAUGGGCGCAAGGUGUCGGUCUAAUUGCCACAGCGGUAUACCAGGAAAUGGGCGUUGCACCAAGUGACUACGGAAACAUCUGGGCUUUGGCCAAUGCAGGGUUGGCGAUUGGAGCUUUUUCAUUCGGGCUUCUCGUCGACAUUAUCGGGAGACGUUGGGCGUUCAACCUCACAUGCCUAAUCACAUCAGUCUUUGGCAUGCUGCUGGCUGCACCAAAGUACAACUACGGAGCGAUCUGUGGCAUCUACUUCCUCGCUUCUCUUGGACUAGGAGGCAAUAUUCCAAUUGAUGCCACGAUUGCGCUUGAGUUCCUGCCACAGAAUCGGAGAUUUCUGGUCUCAUUACUAUCCAUGUGGCAGCCCAUUGGAGUUGUCGUGGCAUCUGCGAUUGCAUAUGGCACUGCUGCUAGGUAUCGAUGUGAGCCAACGCUCCCUGCUUGCAACGCCGUGGAAUCUGGCGAACCGUGUUGCUCAGUCUCCAGUAAUAUGGGUUGGCGAUAUCAGGUCAUUGUGCUAGGCUGCAUGACUCUGACAGUGUUCUUUUUGCGCUUCUUUGUAUUCCGCUUUCAUGAGUCACCGAAAUUUCUGAUCAGCAAGGGCAGAGAAGCUGAAGCAAUUGAGGUGCUUCACAAAAUCGCAAAAUUCAACAAAGCCCCUCCACCCACGUUGACAAUCGAACAGUUCCAGGACAUUGACCGCACUGCUGGUCCAGUUGACACCAGGCAGACAACCAAGAAUGUAUUGAAGAACUUUCUGGAUCAUUUCAGGCACUUGAAGGGUCUAUUCACGAGUCGACUCCAGGCAUUCAUUUUUGUUCUUCUGGGGAUCGCAUACAUGGGUGACUAUUGGUCGUUCAAUCUUGCCGGUGCCUACCUCCCGAUUGUGUUAUUGCAAUUCAAUGUGUCCACAGGCUCUGGCACCGUUACCGAGACGUACAGGCAGUACGUGUAUAUCUAUCUUCCUGGCAUCUUGGGCGCAGUCCUUGCUCUGAUAUCGGUACAAUUACCUCUCGUGGGCAGGAAGUGGUCUUUGGUCUUCUCUGCACUUUGUCAGGGCCUUUCCAUGGCAUUGUACACCCAAGUCAGGUCAACCGCCGGAUAUGUGGGUUUGAACGCGCUCGAAUAUGUUAUGCAAACGUACUUCAACGCUGUGCUGUACGCAUCCGCACCAGAGCUUUUUGACACUGCUUAUCGUGGGAGUGCGAGUGGCAUGUUGUCAUGCCUCGGGAGAUUGGCUGGCAUUGUGGCACCAUUUGCUGGGGCACGGUACAUUGCCAACGAUAGCUCGGGGAUUCUGUGGCUAGGAGCUGGAGGGAUUUGGCUCGCUGCAUUUGUUAUGAUUUUCCUGCCCGUGGAGAUGAGGAAUCGACAGAUGUUCUAA
This is a messenger RNA of Exophiala mesophila, 1680 nucleotides long. RefSeq lists its product as uncharacterized. The transcript has 9 exons. Gene Ontology annotation, cellular component: membrane. Lineage: Eukaryota; Fungi; Ascomycota; Eurotiomycetes; Chaetothyriales; Herpotrichiellaceae. Gene Ontology annotation, molecular function: transmembrane transporter activity. The record is from RefSeq and is a predicted model, not a curated record. Gene Ontology annotation, biological process: transmembrane transport. Bases 1 to 1680 code for a protein of 559 amino acids.